GAAUCGCACGCGUUUGUACCUUAGCGCUUCGUCGGCCGGAUCGAGUCGAAGAUUUUUUGUUGUGCAUAGUAUUUUUUUCUGUUCCUGUUAGUGGGGCAACGUGCAGCAAAACACAUCACACUCACACUCGUAGAACCGAAGAUUCGAGAGUUGGUGUUUUGGAGUCCAGAAUAAAAAAAAUUGCGUGAGUUGAGCGCGACUAGCGAUUGAUUACAAGUGCCGUGCAAAGUAGUGUCGAUCCCUCCCGGUGAGUGAUCAACGUGAUCUGGGUUGCGCAAAACUAGAUCGAAACGGCCAACGCAAUCCGCCGCUUUCACGCAUCUUGGCCGCUGGAAGUUGCGCAGCACCCAUUGACUAGAUCGGGUUUUGGAGCGCGUCGCAGAAGAACAAAAUUGGAUUACUCGGGCUUUAUCGCGACAGUAAAUUUAAAUUUACGAGCAACUUUUAUGGAUUAUUUUAUCAGGAUCAUCUAAUUUUCAAGAAGAGAACAGAAAAAAAGUGGACGCGGUGGCCUUCCGAGACCUGGAGCGAAGAAACAAGGCGCAUCGUGGGGUGUUUUUGUUGUUAUUUUGGAAGUGAAGAGAGCGACGGCAAUGGAAGAAAAUGGAAAAAGGAUUCACCGAUCUGGGCGUUUUUCAUUGGUGAUCUCCUGAAGCGGGAAUGAGAAGAAGAAGGAGAUUGGAGAGUGCAACUGGGAAAAUAAAUUGAUAAGAAAAUAAGAUAAUGUGAAGUGAAAUUUAUUCGCCUCUUUUAACGUUGAUAAAAGUCGUUCAGGUGAAGAAAACGUACCGCAAACAAUCAUCAGUCGGUAUCAAAACAUACAUUGAAUCUUACCUGGGAGCAGAAGUAUUAUGGUUUUGUUGUUUUCAAGUGGACCCACGAAGAAAGACAGUGUAAAACAAACAGAGAAACAAUUAUUUAAUCAGACAUGUUCGGAGCAAAUACGGCGGCGGUGCUGUUCAAAUUAGUUGAAGAUUAAGUGCAACAUUCGGAGGCUGGGUUAAGCAGCAAGCUGUUUGGGUGCGAUCGCGAAUUGGAAUCGAUCUAUAGAGUGUAGUAACACCUGAGGGUUUCCCUCCGCGGUGUGUCGCAAUCAGCCAAAAUUGCCAGCCCACGAAAAUGCGUUCCUCACCGGCCUUGCUGUCGGUCCUGUUUGGCACCAUUUUUGGUGUUCUGGGUGCAUCGCUUAGCAAAUCGCUACUAGCGCAGGCCCCAGACGAAUGCCGGUGGUCCGGCUACAGUGAAGAUGAUCUGACGUUAGUGUGUAGACUUAGAACUAUCAAUAGUGAACUGGAAAAUACCAACUUUAGUGUUCUGCAUCCGGAAAACACAGUCCGGUUGCGGUUGCAGUGCAACGAUGGACUAUUCUUUCAAUCCAGCAUCAGUCCGGGUAGCUUCCGACAGCUAUCCGAGCUGCGAUCCCUUUCGGUCGAGUACUGCAAGAUAGCUAAUCUUAGUGAGGGGGCAUUCCGGGGACUCAAGGAGCUUACCAAUUUGACACUGCGAACGCACAACACAGAUUGGUCCUCAGUCAGUCUGGAAAUAGCGCCUCAUGUUAUAAAUUCUGAGCUGUCAAAGUUGGAGCGAUUAGAUCUGAGCCACAACAAUAUGUGGUCCUUGCCCGAUGGAAUGAUUUGUCCGUUGACGAAGCUGGAGUAUCUUAAUGUUACGCAAAACCGGAUACGAGACUUAUCCGUGUUUCAUUUUAGUGCAUCGCUUAGCACUAGACUAACGAAAAGAUGCGGAGGAGCAAUCACGGUUCUGGAUCUCUCGCAUAACAACAUCGACAAUCUGCCACCGGCAAUCUUUUCCGGUUUAGGAAAGUUAACCGAACUUCGAUUGCAAAACAAUGGGCUCAACUUCAUCGCUGAUCGAGCCCUGGAAGGAUUAAUAUCGCUAUCGAAACUGGAUAUAUCCCUGAAUCGAUUAUCCAACCUUCCACCGGAGCUUUUCUCCGAGGCGAAACAUAUCAAGGAGAUCUACCUGCAAAACAAUAGCAUCAACGUACUUGCUCCAGGGAUCUUCAGUGAACUCCAGCAGUUACUGGUUUUGGACCUAUCCAAUAAUGAACUCACCUCGGAAUGGGUUAAUUCGGCCACCUUCAAAGGCCUCUCGAGGUUGAUUCUCCUCGAUCUUGCCAACAACAAAAUCUCAAAACUAGAGUCAUCCAUUUUUAGAGAUUUGUUAGGAUUGCAAAUUCUUCGGCUACAGGACAAUUUCAUCGAAACCAUUCCGGAAGGCACAUUUUCGGAAUUGAACACACUCCAUACCCUAGUCAUUUCAAAUAACCGGCUUUCGAAUAUCGAGUACUUCACAUUUCAAGGCAUGAGUCGACUGUCGCUGUUAUCGCUAGAUUACAAUCGGAUCUCUCGAAUAGAUCGAGUGGCAUUCAAAAACAUUUCCACUCUUCACGAUCUACAUCUGAACGGGAACAAACUGCUUCAAGUUCCGGAAGCUCUGUAUGAUGUACCUCUGCUGAGAACCCUAGAUCUCGGGGAAAACCACAUAAGCAACAUCGAUAACGCGAGCUUUCGCGAAAUGGUCCACAUGUACGGGCUCCGGCUAACCGAAAACAACAUCGAACAGAUCCGCAAGGGAACAUUCGACGCGAUGAAGUCACUGCAAAUUCUAAACCUGUCUAAAAAUAGACUGAAACGGGUCGAGCCGGCCAGUUUCGACAACAACACAAACCUGCAGGCGAUCCGCCUCGAUGGCAAUUAUCUGACCGAGAUCGCCGGCCUUUUCACCAAGCUUCCGAAUUUGGUGUGGCUCAACAUAUCGGAUAACCAUCUGGAGGUGUUUGAUUACGCGCUGAUACCGGUCGGGCUGCAGUGGCUGGACAUCCACGCGAAUAAAAUCGCGGAGCUGGGAAACUACUUUGAGAUCGAGAGCCAGCUGGCGUUGAGCACGAUAGAUGCUAGCUCCAAUCAGCUGACCGAGAUCACCGGCAGUGCGAUACCGAACAGUGUGGAGCUGUUGUAUUUGAAUGAUAAUUUGAUUUCCAAGGUUCAGUCGUAUACUUUCUUUAAGAAACCGAAUCUGACCAGGGUUGAUUUGUUCGGGAAUAAGAUAACGACUUUGGAUCCGAAUGCGCUGAGGAUAUCGGCGGUUCCGGAUGAUAAGCCGCUGCCGGAGUUUUAUAUCGGUGGCAAUCCGUAUCAGUGUGAUUGCAAUUUGAAUUGGCUGCAGAAAAAUAAUGUGGACUCGCGGACGCAACCGAAGCUGAUGGAUUUGGAUAGUAUUUAUUGUAAAUUGCUUUAUAAUCGAGGGAGGACGUACGUGCCAUUGGUGGAAGCGCUGCCGAAUCAGUUCCUGUGCAAGUACGAAUCGCACUGUCAUGCGUUGUGUCAUUGUUGCGACUUUUACGCGUGCGAUUGCAAGAUGGAGUGUCCAUCGAGGUGUACCUGUUAUCAUGAUCAGAGCUGGACGUCGAAUGUCGUGGAUUGCUCCAGGGCAGGAUACGAUGAGAAGCUGCCGGAUCAGAUGCCUAUGGACUCGACUCAAAUCUAUCUGGACGGGAACAACUUCAAGACGCUGAAUAGUCAUGUUUUUCUGGGUCGCAAGAAGCUGAAGAUUUUGUUUUUGAAUAACAGCAACAUUGAGAUGAUCAGCAAUAGGACGUUUUAUGGCCUGAAGGAGCUGGAGCUGCUGCAGUUGGAUCACAAUCAAAUCGAAGAACUGAACGGAUUUGAGUUUAUCGGAUUGGAGCGGUUGAAGGAGCUGAUGCUGCAGUACAAUAAGAUUACGACGAUCGCAAAUCAUACCUUCGAUCAUCUGCAUAGCCUGAGGAUGCUGCGAUUGGAUCACAAUCGGAUAGUGGAAUUUAAUAUGUGGUAUCUGCCGAAACAGUUGUCGGAUGUGCGGUUGGCAUCGAAUCCGUGGUCCUGUGACUGCGAGUACGUCGAAAAAUUCCGCGAGUAUCUCAGGACGUUUGAUUUUGUUCGAGAUAAGCUGAAAAUAAAGUGUACAAUAACGCUCACGCCGGGCAGCAAUGACACGGCCCUGGCGAUUGGAUCUUCGCAGCAGAAUGGAAGCUUGAGCCGGGAUGUCGGAGGGAAAAGGAUUCCGGGUGCCGGUGAGGGCACGGAGCCACAGGGUUUCUUGAUUUAUUUGGACAACAGUACGACACCGUGCAGUGGUGCUGUUCCACUCGAUAACAUCAUCAACGGAAACUUGACAUCGCGCAAGACGGUUUUAUCGCCUCCGCCAAUCGAAAGCUAUAUCCCGCUGCUGGUGGCUGCACUCUGUGGCUUCUCGGUGAUCAUCAUUCUGAUGCUGAUUGUGUUCGUGUUUCGACAGGAGAUGCGUGUCUGGUUCCAUUCGAGAUUUGGCAUUCGGUUGUUCUACGGGAACUCCGAUAUGGACAAGAACGAACGGGACAAACUGUUUGAUGCGUUUGUUUCGUACAGUUCCAAAGAUGAGGCGUUUGUUGCUGAAGAGCUGGCACCGAUGCUGGAAAAUGGCGAUCCUUCCUAUAAAUUGUGCUUGCACUAUCGGGACUUCCCUGUUGGUGCAUAUAUUGCCGACACAAUCGUUCAGGCUGUGGAAUCUUCUAGGAGGACCAUCAUGGUCCUGUCCGAAAACUUCAUCAAAUCCGAAUGGUGUCGGUUUGAGUUCAAAUCAGCUCACCAUCAGGUUCUACGUGAUCGCCGAAGACGGUUAAUAGUAAUCCUGCUAGGCGAGGUGCCGCAGAAAGAUUUGGAUCCGGACAUCCGGUUGUAUCUGAAAACCAACACCUACCUUCAGUGGGGUGAUAAGUUGUUCUGGGAGAAGCUUCGAUUUGCGCUGCCAGAUGUGCCGAACAACCAGAGGCGAAGGCCGCAGCACCCGCCCAUCAACAUGACUCACUCAAACAUCCGAAACAACUACCAGCUCAGCCGGACGCCAAACAAUCGGGCCAAUAACCAGUUGAUCAUGUUGCAGCAACAGCAGCAGCAGCAAGCUCAACAGAAUCAGCCACCACAACCCGAUCCGAGGCCUUCGCUGCAGCAACAACCACUUCCGCUGCCGGGACUGGCCCAGCAACCGCAACCUCCACCGCAACUUCUGAGGGGAGGAGCAGCCGGUCAGGACCAGAGCCGAGGCAAUAAUUCUCCCCGAACGGUGGGGAUCCACAUCUGAUCGAGUCAAAGCCCACCAGAGUGUGUGUGAUACGUGAUCCUACUAGUGUGUAAAACCGCCGAAAAGGGGUGGACAACAAAUUGUGUACAUUCCUGUGAAUAGUAGUAGAACCAAGUACUGAUUAGUGAAUUUUAGCAAAAAAUGAAAUGAAAUUUAUCGGUUAAACAAGAAAAAAACGCGAAACAAAUGUGAUAUUAUAACGUUAAGUCAGCCUAAUUAAUGAUAUGGGUCGUCCGUACUGGGAGCGGCACUAAAGUGAGUCGUCCGUCUUAAGAGUUGUACAUAGUCCAAAAAAGAAGAAACAAGCAAAAAAAAGCGCCAAGCACGAGUACGAAUGUGUGAUCACGGCGCGGCUUAUUGGGGAAAACGUAAACUGGGAACGAAAAAGUAGAACAAGUGACACAAUCAACGACGUUCGGGUUUGGCUUUGGUCUCUCGACUGUCGGGUUUCACCCUGUUUCUAAUCCGCUUGGAUGAAGACCGCGGAACCAUUGUUGUGUCCUGGGAAGAGACCGACCGACCCAAGCAAACGAGUGUCAACUAUCAUCGUCAAUGUCAACUUGUGGCACCGCAAUAAAAUCUUGAAUCAACCAGCCGAUUCAAUACUCCAACAACGGCGAGAAGAGAAGCAAAUGGCAGCAGGAAGCGAGCAACCGGUGUGAUUGAAGAAAGAAGUAGUAGUUAAUGAAGCUCCAGUUAUCUAGGUGAAGCUUAGUCUGAGCACAAAAAAAAGUACGAGGAGAGAGUUUCUGUUGGGGUGAAAACGAAAAAAACUUCUCUCGGGUUGAAAGCAACAUGUGUUAACACAACAGCAGCAAGUACAUCAUGGUUGGUGGGAAGCCUGGGGGCAAUGACAAACACAAAUCAAAUGCAAAUUCAUGUGCUAUCACUCACUGACUGAAUGGUUUGCUGGAGUGCAGGUUGUUAUUUGUUUGGAACCCAGUAAGGAGAAAAAGAAAAGAUAAGCUCCGGGUUUUUUUCCUUCUUUCAACGAUCUCGGAAAUAAUUGUUACAUCGAUAAUUGUGGAAGACAAGCGGUUGACAGUGAGAAGACAGGGAGAAAAAAAAGUAAAAAAUGUGCCCCAUCGUUCCAAUGCUGCUGUCUACAGUGUUUCCGCGAAUAGUUGUUUUGUUAAAAAAAUGAAGAAAAGGAAAAAAAAAUAUUGUCACUGUCCCCGAGCUACCGAGUGUAACGAAAGCUGAAAGAAAAAUGCAAGACUGUGGCAAACAGCGAAGAAACCGAGCCGGGGUCCGGUCGCUAUUUAAUAAUGAUAGUAACAUCCCACCUCCUCGCCAACCGCCAACUACAAGUUCCCGAGGUCUCUAGGAAUCAGUUCAGCACCUAGAGCUAAGAGGCCAUUCCACAACUGGUCCAGUAGUCAUGAUACGGUUGACAAGUGGCCACCAAACGGGGUUCGUCGCGACACUGGCCAUGGUCAUCUGGUCAAAGCUUUAUUACACGAUCAUCAUCAGCAUAAUCAACGUGUGUGCUCCGUUUUGCAACUCUUCGGCGACUCCGGACUCAACAAUGACCAAUGUUGCUGAUGUUGUUGAUGUUGUGUUUUUUCUGCGGUUUUUCCUCCGUUCAAGAUCGAUCGAAUACCUGUCCCGGGGAUGGUUCAAGACCAGCAACCCUGGCCCCAAAGCCCCCUAGUCGAGUGCAGUGACAGUGUGUGACCACGAGGUGGAAUGGUCAACAAUUACCGCCGUUCCACUUACACACAUCAGCCAGGCAGCAGGAGUCACGCUAUACCUUCGACGAUCAAGUGACUUCAACGAGUGACGCGAACGGCCAAGCGACGAACCUCCCUCUUUCAACGAUUAACCUGAAGCAACAACGACAGACAGAUGGCGCGGCGCGGUGGGGAAGAAAUGUUAUACAACACCAUGCAAUGCAAACAGCGCAUCGGCCAAGUUUUUCCUGCGGUCCAGAAUCCGUCCAUCGAAGAAAGAAGGGAACCGUUUGCCUGGACAGGGAGCUACACCGCACCACACGUUUGCAAAACCCGAAGCGGGAAGCAAGGUUUCUGUUUUUGUACACAUUUUCCAUUUAUUUUUGCGCUUAUUACUGUUAUUAUUUAUACUCUUCAAACCCCCUUCAUCCGUUUCUGAGACCUCCAGAAGACCUCCAGAAGAUAUUAUAACCGUAAGGCAGGCAGUUAGGGAAUGAAAGGUUUAGCAGUAGGACUUUUUUUCUUGCUCUCGUUUGCUGCACCAGAGCCCUCCUCAAAGAUGAUGCAAAAAGAAGUUACGGAUAAAACUGUAAUACCAAACACAAAACCGAGUCAAGUCAAGAAGUUGUUGUCAGUAUAGUUGAGGUUGAGGCCCCACUUUGUGGUAGGAAACUAAAUUCCAGACAGAAGAGAGAGAUACUUUUUGAACGAGAAAAAAUAACAACAGGAAGCAAAAAAUCCCAUCAGCCGAGAACAGCAUUUAGGGGACAUUAUUGUCAAGAAUCAACAACAACAACAACAACAACAACCUUCCUGCAUUUAUGAUGCAGUGUUUAAGAAACACAUUCGUAACAGCAACACGCUACAAACAUACACACCCAAACAGCUAUAAACAGGUCUAAAGAGUUACUAAGGUAGGUCAGAUUCUGGAAAUUUGAUUUAGCGGUUUUCCGACUUCGCCACAAUAAUGAGACUACCAUUGAGAAGGCACCGAAAACAAUCUUUUUAGCGCAAUGAUUAAUGGAAAAUCCAUUCCAGGCAGGAAGUUUAACAGCGUUGAGCCAUAUGUUUGAUAAGUAGGUUUCUCGAUUUGCGGUAGUUUUCCUGGCAAGACAAAUGUGUGAUCGAAAUGUGUUGCGGUGCGCAUAAUUUGACAGACAGAAACACAGAGUGAAUGAAUGAUGUUUCAAUUUUCCCAAAGCUUAAUCCUGAGUAGGAAGACGAUGAUGAUGGCGAAGAAGAUGAUAAGACUUAUUAGUGUUUUUGAAAAUGUUGAAAUUAUACUAGAUUGUAUAUAGGCGAAAUAAAACGAAAAAAUUAACUACAAAUGAAAA
This is a messenger RNA of Uranotaenia lowii, 8128 nucleotides long. Its product is annotated as toll-like receptor Tollo. Gene Ontology annotation, molecular function: protein binding. The record is from RefSeq and is a predicted model, not a curated record. NCBI's taxonomy places the organism in Eukaryota, Metazoa, Arthropoda, Insecta, Diptera, Culicidae. Gene Ontology annotation, biological process: signal transduction. The transcript has a single exon. Gene Ontology annotation, cellular component: extracellular matrix. Bases 1120 to 5121 code for a protein of 1333 amino acids.